Messenger RNA from Elgaria multicarinata webbii, 1251 nucleotides. Its product is annotated as interferon-inducible GTPase 5-like. The transcript has a single exon. The coding region runs from base 1 to 1251 and encodes 416 amino acids. Gene Ontology annotation, molecular function: GTP binding; GTPase activity. The record is from RefSeq and is a predicted model, not a curated record. Gene Ontology annotation, cellular component: membrane. Lineage: Eukaryota; Metazoa; Chordata; Lepidosauria; Squamata; Anguidae.
AUGGCAGGAAAGAAGCUGGAAGGCAAAAAAACGCUGAGCCAAAAACAGAUCAAAGACCUCAAAGGCUCCUUCGGGAGAGAGAAUUUUUCUGAGCUGGCCAGCAAGCUACAAGAGACCCUCUGCUCCCUGGAGAACAUCUGCUUAGACAUGGGCAUCACUGGAGAAGCUGGAGCUGGCAAGUCAACCUUCAUCAACUCCUUCCGGGACCUGCAUGAGGAAGACGAAGGCGCUGCUCCCACUGGGAGGGGGAUCACCAAUACAGAUCCCACGCCAUACCCACACCCCAAGUAUGCCAACGUGGUUCUCUGGGAUCUGCCGAGUAUUGGUACCCCUAACUUCCAGGCCAAAAAUUACUUGGAGCAGGUCCACGCCUCCCGCUAUGACUUCUUUGUCAUCAUUGCCUCUCAGCUCUUUACCUCCCUCCAUGCCAAGGUGGCGAAUCAGAUCCAGAAAGCUGGCAAGGACUUCUACUUUGUCCGCUCCAAGGUGGACGUAGAUCUGGAGGCGGCUCGCCUGAGCAACCCAUCCCGCUUCAACGAAGCUCUCGCCCUGCAGAAAAUCCGGGAGGGAUGUGUGAAAGGUUUCCAGGGGAAGGCGGCGGCGGUGGCCCCAAACGUCUUCCUUAUUUCCAACUCCCAGUUUAGCAAAUAUGACUUCCCCCUUCUUGUAGAGGCCUUGGAGAAGAACCUGCAACUUCAGAAGAGUCACUCUUUUCUCCUGGCCACCCCAAACGUCUCCCACCGCAUCUUGGAGAGGAAGAAGAACGCCAUGGCUGAACACUUGUGGCUGGUCUCAGUAGUAGCCUGUGGCCACCAGGCUGAGCCCAUCCCGGAGAUUUCAGUUGCAUGCAACGUGGACCUCUUGGUCCAGAUAAUGCGAGGCUACUGCAUCAGCUUUGGUUUGGAAGAGUCGGCUUUAAGGAAAGUAGCUGAGCACACUGAUCAGCCUUUGGAGAAGCUCCAGGCCCUGGUCAAGUCCCCGUUGGCUACUGAAGUCACCAAGGCCCUGGUGAUGGAGCUGCUAGCAGACGCAACCAGCAAAGGACCAAAGCUACCGAAACAGCUGGUGCCGAUGGCCAGCCCAGGAAUGUCGUUCUCUGUCGUGUACAAUGUGCUUAAGACGUUUGUGGACAGCAUCGUUGCAGAUGCCCACAGGAUACUGGUCAAAGUGUUUGUGAGCCACAGGGCCAGCAAUGAGUCUGGGCCCAGCAGCGAGUCAGGGGCAGAAAUAGCACAAGUUUUGGGGAGCUAA